AUGUCCUCCUUGCUCACACCCUUGUACGACCUACUGAAAAAUGAUUCUGUCUGGAAAUGGGAUACUGCCCAAGAGGUAGCAUUCAAAAAGGCUAAAGAUGUGUUGGUAAAUUCUGGAUUUCUAACACAUUUUGAUCCGUCCCGAGAACUUCAGCUUGAGUGCGACGCAUCACCGUACGGAAUAGCAGCAGUUCUAUCACACCGCAUCGAGGGGCAAGACAGACCAAUUGCGUUCAGGUCGAGAACUCUCACGGCGGCAGAACAGAACUACUCCCACCUGGAGAAGGAAGCAUUGGCACUUGUUUUCGGAGUCACGCGAUUAAGAGACUACCUGUGGGGACGACAGUUCAUUCUCCGGACAGACCACAAACCGUUGGUAGGACUCUUCAAAGAAAGCAAGGCUAUAUCAUCCACGGCAGCCAGCAGAAUUCAGCGAUGGGCGUUGACACUGAGCGCCUACAAUUACCAAAUUGAAUAUAAACCUGGACGUCAAAACGGCAAUGCGGAUGCACCAAGCCGCCUUCCCAUAGAAGGAACUGCAACUAAGGGAGAACUCGCAAAUUCAGAAGCAGUAUGUUCUAUCCAAAUCCUGGAGGAGGGGCCACUGUCAGCAAAGCAGCUAGCCGACUUGACAAACCAAGAUGCUACCUUGUCAGCACUCAGGGAUGCCAUACAGCGGGGAUGGCCACAUAAGCUGCAAGACAAGGCAUUGCAACCGUAUUGGUCUCGAAGAGAUGAGCUCUCGACGGACCAAGGACUGAUUAUGUGGGGAAGGAGGAUAAUCAUCCCAGCAAAAGCACGCCAUGCGAUGCUACUGGAACUCCACUCUACACACUCUGGAAUGGUGACAAUGAAAGCAGUAGCAAGAUCACUAUUCUGGUGGCCUGGAAUAGAGGGAGACAUCGAAAACACGGCACGGCACUGCUUGGAAUGUCAACAGGCACAGCCAAUGCCACCAGCAAAGGAACCUCUGUCCUGGCCAUCGACAACUAUAAGAUGGUCACGCGUGCAUAUUGAUUAUGCCGGGCCAGUCGAGGGAAUGGUGCUACUCAUCGUAGUGGACAGCUUCUCACGUUGGAUUGAAGCAAUUCCGGUUAAGAAUGCUUCGUCUGAGCAAACGGUGAAUGAACUCCGCGGUGUAUUCGCAUGGUUUGGAAUUCCACACUGCGUAGUGUCAGACAACGGCACGCCAUUCAUAGGAAAACCAUUCCAGGAUUUUGUGAAAGCUAAUGGGAUACGACAUAUUCGUACAGCCCCAUACCACCCGCAGUCAAACGGACUAGCAGAAAGGGCGGUACGCACGGUGAAGGAUGCGUUGAAGAAAAUGAAGACUGAGGAUUUGCGCACAAGUGUGGACCGCUGGUUGCAUUCAUACCGUCGAUCACCAAACACUGUGUCCGGUAAAUCGCCCUCGGAAAUGCUACUUGGGUACAACAUCAGGUCAAGAUUGGACCUCAUCAGCGUCCGAGAACUGCACAAUGAGGCUAUCUCAAAACCUGACCAGGCACGACCAAGCCCAGAAAAAGGUUCAAGUUCGCAAACAGGUGUCCUCCAGCAAGGGGCGCACGUGUUCGCUCGAAAUUACGGGCGAGGACAAAAAUGGAUUCCUGGAGUGGUACAGACCCAAAAAAGAUCCCGGAUGGCUGUGGUGAAAACGGCGGUCGGAGAUAUGACGCGUCACGCCGACCAACUGCGCCGACGACCUGCGUCGCGGAUCGCCACAGAGGAUGACACCUGGACGUCUGACGUGGAAGUUCACAACCCAAGCCUCCUGACUCCGGUUCGUCCACCUAGAAGAUCAGGACGAUGCAGGAGGUCACCACUACGCUACGGACAACCGGUGACAUACUAA
Molecule: messenger RNA, 1851 nt
Organism: Ornithodoros turicata
Lineage: Eukaryota; Metazoa; Arthropoda; Arachnida; Ixodida; Argasidae
Exons: 1
Coding region: 1-1851 (616 amino acids)
Biological process (GO): DNA integration
Molecular function (GO): nucleic acid binding
Source: RefSeq, a predicted model, not a curated record